Molecule: messenger RNA, 1016 nt
Organism: Durio zibethinus
Lineage: Eukaryota; Viridiplantae; Streptophyta; Magnoliopsida; Malvales; Malvaceae
Source: RefSeq, a predicted model, not a curated record
ACCAAGAGAAUAACAGUUUUGGGUGUGCUCGUGUAUAAUUUUUGUAGGCUGCUGAUAUAUAGAAUAGAAAGAAAGAUCAGAUGGGGCUGAUGGAUUAUGUCGGCCACAUUUGGAUUUAUUUUAAUGAACAUCAACGUGGCGGCCGUGCCCAGACGAUCGACUAGCAGCCAAGUGGGAAACUAAUACUUCUUUCCUCUGCAUGCCCUUUCCCCCUCUCUUUUCUCAUGUAGUAUCCUCUUCUAUUUAUAUAUAAUAGAGAAUAGCUUUUGAAGCAAAGGGAUUAGUUUUUUUUUUCCGUUAGGAUACUUGUUGAGGGUUUAGGGUUUUUUUUUUUUUGUUCUGUCAUGGAAGGUGAUUGUUGUUCAAGUUCAAGUUCAACAAGCGGAGAGAAGAGGAAGCAAAGGCAACAGCAAAAAGAGAAGCCAUUCAGAGGGAUAAGGAUGAGGAAGUGGGGCAAGUGGGUGGCUGAAAUCAGAGAACCAAACAAGAGAUCUAGGAUUUGGCUCGGCUCUUACACCACUCCUAUAGCAGCUGCUCGUGCCUAUGACACCGCAGUUUUCUACUUGCGUGGGCCUUCCGCUAGGCUCAACUUCCCUGACCUCAUAUUACAAGAAGAUGACAUUAGGGAUAUCUCACCCGCUUCCAUACGCAAGAAAGCAACCGAGGUGGGGGCUAAAGUCGACGCUUUACAAACCUCGCUUCAUCACGCUUCAUCAUCAAAAUCAUCAAACCAUAGUCGAGUUUUCCUGAAGCCUGAUUUGAACAAGUAUCCCGAAAGCUCCGAAGAAGAUUGAAACGAUACAAAAGUGACGAUCAUAACCCAAAAAAUGAAAACAAAAAUCAACAACUGUUCAUAGGCACCGCCCUUUUUUUUUUCUUAUGUCUUUUGAUUCUCAUCAAAUAUCAACUGCCAAAGAAUAGAAUCAAUAAAAAAAAAUGGAUUGAUUCUGUUCGAUAAGGUUAUGUUUUACUUUGGGAAUACAAGGUUUGUUUUUUGUUUACGUUAUUUUUUACUA